AUGGCAGAAAAUGUCCUUUAUGCUGACCUGAACUUGCCUGAACCAACCAGACCCAGAAACCUGAGGGUCCCUGAUGUCCAAGGUAAAAGUUGUUGUUCCAGAAAACAUGUUACCAUAUUGGUGGUGAUAAUCCUCCUACUGGUCCUGGCAGUAUAUUUAAUAAUCACAUAUGGUCCAACUGCAGGCAGCCAACAAGACUCAACAAGAACCAUCCCUGAAGAGGCACUAGGCUGCCCCACAUCAUGGAAGAAACAUGGGAGAAAUUGCUACUUCUUUUCUCCAGAGAAGAAACCAAAGGGCUGGGAAGCCUCUCGUGCAGAAUGCACCGCCAUGGGCUCAGACCUGGUGGUCAUUGACAGCAGAGAAGAGCUGAGUUACCUUCUCCCACAAUCAAGACAUAACUACUACUUACUUGGUCUCACAUAUUCUCAAGAGGAGCAGAAGUGGAAGUGGAUCAACAACGUGGAACACGACCCAGCCAUGUUCAGUAUAAUUGGACAUUUCUUUGAUUAUCUCUGCACGGUCAUUGGAUUUGAUGAAGUACGGUCUGCACCUUGUAAUGGAUCCAAAACAACACAAAAUAUGUGUGAAAAAGCUGCAACAAUUUCAUAA
Messenger RNA from Vidua macroura (Pin-tailed whydah), 612 nucleotides. Its product is annotated as killer cell lectin-like receptor subfamily B member 1B allele B. The coding region runs from base 1 to 612 and encodes 203 amino acids. The transcript is spliced from 6 exons. The record is from RefSeq and is a predicted model, not a curated record. Lineage: Eukaryota; Metazoa; Chordata; Aves; Passeriformes; Viduidae.